Messenger RNA from Lithohypha guttulata, 525 nucleotides. RefSeq lists its product as uncharacterized. NCBI's taxonomy places the organism in Eukaryota, Fungi, Ascomycota, Eurotiomycetes, Chaetothyriales, Trichomeriaceae. Bases 1 to 525 code for a protein of 174 amino acids. The record is from RefSeq and is a predicted model, not a curated record. The transcript has 2 exons.
AUGCAUUACACGAAGCUCGCCAUCUUGGCCUUUAUGGCUCUCGCUGCUGCCAGGCCUCCUCCUCCUCCUUCAGAGAGCAACAACAGCGGUGACACGACUACCACCAUCACCCAAUGCUCCAAUGAGCAAGCUACCAUGUGCUGCGACCAGUCAGGCAAGAAUUGCGAAGUCUCAAGUGAGCGAUUUGAAUUCUUUGAGUCUAAAGUCCUGACUAACAAUGUGCCAGCCUCUUGCAACAACAACGCCUUGGUCGUUUGUGGCAACACUAUCUCCGUCCCUGUCACGGUAGAUGCCAGAGGCAUUGACUUUAAGGUCAAGAUGACACGACGAGCUCCUCCUCCUCCUCCUUCAGAGAGCAACGACAGCGGUGACACGACUACCACCGUCACCAAGUGCUCCAACGACCAGUCAACUGUGUGCUGCAACGAGUCAGGCAAGGAUUGUGAGAUCAAGGACUCAUGCAACAGCACCGCUCUUGUCUUGUGUGGUAACACUGUUAACAUUCCAAUCAAUAUUGGUUUGUAA